GUAAAUUCGCUUCUGACGUCAGACAGAAUCAGCCUCAAUUCCUUACGCCAACGCUUCCAUUGAUGCCUUGUCUAUUAGAAACAACACAUUGACGGUCCUUCAUGCUUAGGGGCCGGCUAUCGGGAAGCGUACGGCGUGAUAUGGCGGUUUGGAAGAUAGCUUUUUUGGCCGACACUGGUCUCCCACGAGCCGGCGCUCUGCUCCUGAGUGUCUUGAUAAAUGCAGGACGAUAGGACUAGUGUUUAUACGGGGGCCGCAGGCAGAUAACGCUUGGCGGUUUGCGCACCCAUUCCGAUUUCGCCGGCCGGCCGGCUGAGAAUCCUGGGCGCUGCGCCAUAGAUUUUUACACAAUUCACGCAAGCUUUUACUUCACCACAACUACCCACAGCUAUAAUCAAGUACAGACGCAGGCACGACAAUACGUUCUGACUCGAAUGUGCUGCCUUUAGCCACUUAGUCUCUGAUGAGCAUUCUUCUCUGUUGCAUAAGGCCUCCCGCUUCCACCGACAAUGACUGUAAGGAAGAGCGGGGGCGGUGCAGCCUUGGGGAGCGUAAUUCGGGUUCGCCGCACAAAGCCCGAACUGGAAGCUCGUUGGACGCCAGGACAUCUACGUCGCUGGAUAACAGCGGCGAUGAGUCUUCAGCGCCCAGGCCUCUGCUCACCCUGGGCUCGUUGCGCGAGCGCAAGGCCCCGCCAAGGCUAUCGGAGGACACGGUUAUCUCAGCCCUUUCCACAACUCCCACGAGCCUGAACCCUCUGGCAUUCUUUCUACCAUUUGGAAGCGAUGAUGUGGAUGAGGGUAGCGCUGGGCAGCCCGGCAUGGAUGCGUCGGAGUUUGGCAGCGCUCAGCCGCAGCCGCCCCGCAGCAAGGUGGAAUUUGUGGACCUGUGUGGCUCGCUGGAGGACCUCUGCUACCUCGGCGAGGGUUCCAACGGAGUGGUCUACUCCGCGUCCUGGCAUGGCGCGCGCGUUGCGGUCAAGUUUCUGCUCGGGAACAACGACGACAGCACACACCUGCAGCGCUGCUUCACAGAAGCGGUGUUGACGAGAGUCUUAAGCCACCCUUGCGUUGUGCAGUGCUUCGCCACUGCCAUUGCGCAGCUCACGACAGAGGUGUGGGACGGCAUCCAGGCGCGGUCCCGGCGGCACCAGUCGCUGCUGCAAUCCACCUCCCUUGGCCGCGGGGCCGGCGCUGCCGUGGCGCCCCACGACGCCGCGGAGUCAGAGGCCCUGGCCCUGGAGCUGGCGGCGUGCCACGACCGGACAGAGGCUGCCAUCCUGGCGGACCUCAAGUCCGGCCUGCGCGGCCGCUCGGCCACGUGUGGUGGCGGCGUCGGCGCCGGCGCCGGCGGCCUGCAGCCCAGCGUCAGCAGGCUGUCGUCGGCGCUGCACAACCAGCUGUCGGGAGUGCUGGGGCCGCUGGCGGCGGCGGCGGCGCUGCCACGCGUGCCCACGCCGCCGACGACGAUGCCGCUGCGGCCGGGCUCCUCGCUGCAGCAGCCGGUACAGCAGCAGUCGCCCGCGCGGCAGUCGCAGCAGUCGCCGCACACGCCGUCGCAGCUGGCGCUGCUCCUUAGCGGCGCUGGCGGCAUUGUCGCGCCGACGACCCCGGCAGGCGCUUGUGGGUCGGUGGCGACGCUCGUGUCUGGCGCGUUGUCACUGCCCAAGUGCAGCUCGAUGGGCGGUGCCCGCACCAGCAGCUGCGAGGGCGACCUGCCUCGGCGCACCUCGCUUGCGGUCGACGGCGACGUUGUAGUUUGCAGCGAUGGCGCAGCCGUUAGUGAAGGCGGCCGCGCCGCCGCAGCGGCGGCACAGCGCGCUAGCCUGGAAAUGCCGCCGGCCGCGGCAGAUGCCGCCGCUGGCGACGACGACGCUGAGGCGGCGCAGCCGCUGCCGGGCGAGGGCGUGAGCCUGAUGCAGGCGCUUGUGGACCUGCGUGCGGAGCCGGGGCGGCAUUGCACGGUGGUGGUGAUGGAGUACAUGGACGCGGGCACGCUGCACCACGCCAUCGUGCGCGGCGAGUUCUGUGCGCGGCGCUCGCUGGAGCACCGCACCAAGCUGCUGGCGCUGCUGCUGACGGCGCAGGAGCUGGCGCAGGGCAUGGCGCACCUACACGGUCUGGACAUUCUGCACGGCGACCUCAAGCCCACCAACGUGCUGCUCAAGGGCUCGCCCUGCCAGUUCGCGCCGACCGGCGCGGCGGGCGUCAAUGGCUUCACCUGCAUUGACCCGCGCGGCUAUAACAGCAAGAUCGCAGACCUGGGCCUGGCGCGGCCGUGCAUUGGCGACACGACAGAGCUCACGUCAGACCAGUGGGGCGCGCUCGCCUACCUCGCCCCUGAAGCCGCCAAGGGCAGCUGCUGCAAGGCUUCUGACGUGUACUCGUUCGGCGUGAUGCUGUGGGAGAUGAGCGCCGGCGUGCGCCCCUACCUCGGCCUCACCACGCCGCAGGUCCUCAUGGGCCUGGUCACUGGCACCCUCCAGCUGACGUGGCCCUCCGACGGCUCCAUCUACGCGCCCCUGCGCAGCCUGGGCAUCGCCUGCACCGACCCCAACCCCGCCGAGCGCCCCACGUUCGAGGUCGCCGCGCGCAUCCUGGGCCGCAUGGUCCGCCACAUCCGUUCCGCCUCGGAGCCCCUGCGCCAGCGCCACUCAAGCGCCAUGAGCAUGGAGACCAGCGGCGGCUGCGGCAGCGCCGGCGCGCACUCGCCGGCCGGCUGCUGCGGCACCGGCAGCAAGCCCAGCGGCGGCAACGGCCUGCUCAACCACGCGCCGCGCAGCAUGCCCAUGUACAUCCCGCCGCCGGGCGCUGGCGCCGGCUCGCGCCCCACCACUGGCUCCGGCCUCAUGCCGCGGCCCAAGCCCAUGUCGCAGGCGGAGGCCAUGGCAGCCGGCAUGCUGUCGGGCCCCGGCAGUCUCAUGCAGAUGCCAGCCAUGGCGCCGGCCGCGGGCCAGGCCGGCGUGUCGUCGGCCGCGGUGGCGGCGGCACGGCUAUCCACGUCCGGCGCCAUGCAGCAGCCCGUGCCGGGGCCCUGGCGCGGCGCCGCAGGCGCCCCCGCCGCCGUCCCGGCAGCGGCGGCGGCGCAGCAGCAGCUCGGCGGCUUGUCCGCCGCAGCAUACCCCCGCGCGCGCCUGGGCGGCAACGGUGGUUACUGCGGCGGCGCUGUGCUGCGGUCGCCUCUGGGCGGCACCGUUAGCUUCCGCCUGCCGCCCACGCAGGACAACGUGGUGCGCCUCGGCGGCGGCGCGGCGUUGGCGCCGGCCGUCAGCGGCGGCGCUGAGGGCGCGCCCCAUGAGCCGCACGUCGGCGGCAGCGCGCAGGCGCUUCACACGCCGCGGCCGGGCUCCUCGCCUGCGCACUCGCACGUGCAGGUGUCGGAGCCCUACUUCCAGCCCUCCUCGCCGCCGCAGCACCUUCGGUGACCCUCCAUCGCCCUCCG
Chlamydomonas reinhardtii is the source of this 3441-nucleotide messenger RNA. RefSeq lists its product as uncharacterized. Gene Ontology annotation, biological process: protein phosphorylation. Bases 464 to 3424 code for a protein of 986 amino acids. The record is from RefSeq and is a predicted model, not a curated record. The transcript has 8 exons. NCBI's taxonomy places the organism in Eukaryota, Viridiplantae, Chlorophyta, Chlorophyceae, Chlamydomonadales, Chlamydomonadaceae. Gene Ontology annotation, molecular function: ATP binding; protein kinase activity.